Messenger RNA from Arachis stenosperma, 2226 nucleotides. RefSeq lists its product as uncharacterized. The record is from RefSeq and is a predicted model, not a curated record. Gene Ontology annotation, molecular function: zinc ion binding. The coding region runs from base 1 to 2226 and encodes 741 amino acids. Lineage: Eukaryota; Viridiplantae; Streptophyta; Magnoliopsida; Fabales; Fabaceae. The transcript is spliced from 4 exons.
AUGGCUUCGGAGAACGUUUACGUGAUUAUAUACCCAAAUGGUGAAAUCUCUCAUACAGCAGAAGGUACUACAUUCGUUUGCGAUGAUCCACUGGGGAUAAUGAUUCCACCACAAACAUCGUUGCAAGAGUUGAAGAAUCUGAUUCUGAUGCAUACCGGAAUGGUUGGAAAAAAAGAAAUCAGAAAGCUGACUUAUAGGAUGCCGGUUGUAGUGGCCAACUCGUUUUCCUAUCAAAAAAUGCAAAUAAAAUCCGAUCAGCAUGUGUCGAUGAUGUUUUCUUACCAUCGCAGCAUAGGAAGCAUCUAUUCGUUGGAGCUUUGUCUGAAUCUUCAAGAUAUUGGUGGAAGCUCAUCCAGUUCAAAUAAUGUGGAGGGUGUGAGAAAUGUUGGGGCGGCUGAUUUUGUUCCGGCUCGGGAUACUAGUAGGGCCCCAAGUCCAAGUUUCAACGCGUUCGUCCCGCGAGAACAGAGUGUAGGUAUUCGUGGAGCACGCCCCGCCCCUUUUACACAUUUUGGGGUCGAUAUGGUUCUUGAUGCUGCUAUUGCAGAUACGUAUGACGAGGAUGACAUUGAAGAUUUCAAUGAUGGUGAGGCAGAAGCCGUUCCGGAGAUGCAGCCUCUGGAUGAAAAUGAUGUUCCAGCAACACGGGUUGAACCGGAAGGUGGUGGUGUAUCAUCAUCCACACCAGCACACUACCUGUCCCUAAAUCUUGGAGCAAUGCAUUCCAGUAAUGCAGAGGACGGACCGAGCAUCUACCCUUUGUCAGGAGAGAUGGAGCUCGAGAUUGGGUUAAAAUUUCCUAAUCGGGAAACACCGAUGCUAGCAGUCAAAAACUAUAACAUCCGCAGGAGUGCAGAAUAUAAGGUGGUAGAGUCAGACCAAACUAGUUGCUUGGCAAGUUCAGUGUCUCAAGACCACGCUCAACUAGAUAGCAAUGUCAUCUGUCAACACAUAUUUUCCAUGGUGCAUGCUGAUGCGACAAUAUGUGUAAAGGUAUUGCAAGGAUCGGUAGAGUCAGCGUACGGUUACAAGGUGUCAUACAAGAAGGUUUGGCACGCGAAGCAAAAGGCAAUCGCAAGGAUCUAUAGUGAUUGGGACGAGUCGUAUGACCAGCUGCGUAGAUACCUCAAUGCUCUGCAAGCUUUCAUCCCAGGGACAAUUGUUGACCUCGAAACGCGGCCGUACUAUGUCGGAAACAGACUUGACCGUGAAAGUGUCAUGUUUCACCAGGUUUUUUGGUCGUUCCCUUCAUGUGUUGAAGCUUUUAGGCACUGUAAACCACUUGUGUCAGUGGACGGAACACACCUGUAUGGUAAGUACGCAGGCACCCUUCUCAUGGGCAUAGAACAGGACGGCAAUAACAACAUUCUACCGGUGGCUUUCGCACUUGUCGAGAGAGAGAACACAGAUUCAUGGUACUUCUUCCUCACCAAUUUGAGGAGGCAUGUCGCAACUCGGCCAGGAGUGCUGCUUAUAUCCGACAGGCAUGCGGCAAUAAAGGCCGCAUUGGAGCGUGAGGGGUGUGGAUGGGAACACAAUGUGUAUUGUGUACGACAUAUUGCCUCCAACUUCGCAACCAGUUUCAAGAGUAAGGAAGCCAAAAGACACCUGGUUAAUGCUGCAUAUUCGAAGACGCAAGAGCAGUCGCAGUACUACCUGGAGCUUAUCAGUAGCGAGGAUCCGGUUACAUCUCCGCAGAUGAUAGAGUGGAUUCGAGGGUUAGAGCCACCUAAAUGGCUGCAGCACCUUGAUGAGGGCCGACGAUAUGGUCACAUGACGACCAAUCUUUCUGAGUGUAUCAACUCUGAGCUGAAGGGCACUAGAAAUUUACCAGUCUGUGCAAUUGUCAAGUCUACUUACCAUCGCCUGAAUGAGUUAUUCGUCCUCAAGGGUCGGCAAGCACAAGCGCAGAUUGCAAGCGGUCAGGUGUUCUCACAGUUCUUGCAAAAAGUCAUACUAGCGAACCGUGAGGGGAUUCCACAGAUGUUAGUGACGUCAUACGAUAGGAAUACUACUAUUUUCACGGUUGACGAGAUAGCUGAUGUAGGGGUGCAGUCACGGUUCCGGGUUAACCUUCAGUACCGCAGAUGUGACUGUGGUUUCUUCCAGACGUUACACUAUCCCUGUGCACAUGCUUUGGCCGCUUGCGCAUAUGCGAGAUUGGACUGGCAACAGUACGUUGAUUUAGUCUACCGUGUUGAGAGCUGUGAGGGUAAUAGCACAUAA